This is a messenger RNA of Bactrocera oleae (olive fruit fly), 3404 nucleotides long. NCBI's taxonomy places the organism in Eukaryota, Metazoa, Arthropoda, Insecta, Diptera, Tephritidae. The record is from RefSeq and is a predicted model, not a curated record.
GGAGGUCAACCACAGUGACAGCUGUUUAAAGUGAUUUACAUACACGCGCACACAUACACACCACUUUACAUGGGGGUGUAUGUAUGUACGCAUGCGCAUAUUAAGAAACUCAUUUCAAUUGCAGAAUAUAUUGAUGGAUUAAUAUGUUGAGUGACAGUUUAUUGUAGUAAAUCCAAUUGCUUGUGUAUGGACGCACUAACCGGCGCGACGAACGUGUUGCUGCAGUUUAAGUAAGUUUUCAAGAAGUGCGCCGAAAGGUCCCUAUCGCGAGGGCACCAACGUGUUGAAGUGUCCAGCACUUCAACCGACGUGUACACAGGCCCAUCGACAACGCAGACUUGCUUAUAAAUCAGAAGCAAAGCGUUAGCUAAGCGGGCGCUGGUGGGGCGCGACCAAUGCUGUACGCAUUCUGCAUCUAGUAUUAGCAUUUUACUAAUGCUCAUAUGGGCAAUCAGCAAACGAUUAUGGCCGCUUUAGUAAAACCUAUAGCAGCACACAAGCACACGCUCUCCGCGUUCAAGCAUAUGUUUGUUUGUUUAUAUUUAUUGCUAUAACUAAGUAAAAUAUAUGUGUGUAUGUGCUCCUAUGUGGAUAUUUGUAGCGUUGUCGUCGACGCGCAUGCCGGCGUUUUGAGCUUUGUUUUGAUAUCAUCUAAAGUAGUUGCUUUUACGUAGUAGCCUGCUGCCGCUGCUCGCUGUUUUAAUACUCGCUGCUCGCCUUUACAUUCAAUAUUUGCAGUAACAUAAACGCGGCUCACUCGUACUCUAUCACCUGUUCAUGAAACAAUAAGCUGUCAGUGAGGUUUUGAUUUCAAUUAUCGGUGCACACGAGCUGCUCAUUUUAGCGCCGCUACAAAGUGGAGCUCAUCUGCUUCAAUAUUUGGCAAUUUAUCUAACGUUCGCUUAGACUUUUUUGUUUGUUGUAUUCGCGAGUGCGUAACUGAAGAAAAAACAUACUCGCCACAAAUACUAUCGAAUUGAUUUGGGCGUAUGUAAAUAAACAAACUAGACCAGCGCUACAACGACAGAGACGUGUGUCAAAAUACAAAGUGUAACAUAAUUGAAAGCAGAAAAGGAUUAUUACAUAAAAACGGCGGAAGUGCGGAGGAACGCGUAAAACGUUAAAAACAAAUUAUCCAAAUUAAGCAACAAUGAUUGUAUCGGGGUUAAACUGUGCACGAAUACUGACUUUAGAUCGGUCAAUCUGUGAGAUAUAUUAUAGAAACUCAGAGAGAAUUUUUCUGACUGACUUUACACCGCAAAUAUCGGUCAAUAUAUCCAAUCAACAGGAAAUAUAUAAAUUGCAUUGAAUCGAAAAUGAGUGCAACCGUAGAUGUUGGUAACUCUGAGAAACUGUUUGUGCCGUCUACAACAAUACUAAUACCAAAUAAUAAUAAUGAAUCUGGAAAUACGAAUAGUCAUAUUAACAUAAAAAAUGAUGGUGCCGCAAUUAUUGAAAUUGAUAACGCAAUCGGUGCCGAUAACGAACAGUUCAACAAAAUGGCAAAUUUUGAAGAUAUCGUACAAAGAUGCCGUACUGCAUUCGCCAGUGGAAAAACAAAAGAUGUUAACUUCAGGCGAAAACAGUUGGAGAAUCUAUUGAAAAUGUAUGAAGAGCAUGAAAAUGAGAUGAUUAGCGCGCUCGAUGCAGAUUUGCGGCGUCCAAAGCAAGAAAGUUUGGUGGUAGAAACGGAGUUUCUUAAAAAUGACAUCAAACACAUACUAUACAAUUUGGAAGAUUGGGUUAAACCCGAAACGCCGGAAAAAUCAUUGGUCAAUCUGUUGGACGAUGUGCAAAUUUUCAAUGAUCCCUUUGGUGUAGUUCUGGUGAUCGGUGCUUGGAAUUAUCCACUACAAUUGUUGCUGGUGCCCGUUGCAGCUGCCAUAGCUGCUGGCAACUGCGUUGUGCUUAAACCAAGUGAAAUUUCUACCAAUUGCGCAAAAUUCAUUACAGAGAUGGUGCCGAAAUAUUUGGAUAAUGAUUGCUACCCAGUUGUGUGCGGUGGUCCAACCGAAACAGCUGAAUUGUUGAAGCAACGCUUCGAUUACAUUUUCUACACAGGCUCAACCAGAGUUGGCAAAAUUAUACACGCUGCCGCCAAUAAGUAUUUGACGCCGGUAACACUCGAAUUGGGUGGUAAAAGUCCCUGUUACAUUGAUAAAUCCGUUGAGCUGCGUACAGCUGUAAAACGCAUACUUUGGGGCAAACUGAUCAAUUGCGGCCAAACAUGUAUAGCGCCCGAUUAUGUGCUGUGUUCGAAAGAAAUACAAGACAAAUUCAUUGCCGAAGCAAAAGACGUGCUCAAAGAGUGGUAUGGCGAGGAUAUCAAGAGCAGUCCAGAUCUCAGUCGUAUUAUAAAUCAUAAUAAUUUCCAACGCCUGCUCGGUCUAAUGAAAAGCGGCAAAGUUGCGGUUGGUGGUAAUUAUGAUGCCUCUGAACGUUUCAUUGAGCCCACAAUAUUAACUGAUGUGAAAGCUGAUGAUUCUAUUAUGCAAGAGGAGAUUUUCGGCCCAAUUUUGCCCAUAUUCACAGUCGAAAAUGCCUACGACGCAAUAAAAUUCAUCAAUUCCAGAGAAGCACCACUUUGUGCGUAUAUAUUCACAGCGGAGGCUGAGGUACAAAAUUUAUUUAAACGCGACAUCCAAUCGGGCGGAAUGUGUAUGAACGACACUAUAAUGCAUUAUGCUGUUGACACUUUGCCAUUUGGCGGUGUCGGUUCCAGCGGCAUGGGACGCUAUCAUGGUAAAUAUGGUUUUGAAACAUUCACGCAUAAGAAAUCGUGCCUUGGCAAGGAUCUGCAUCCGUUAGGCGAACUGCUGGCAUCCGGUCGUUAUCCACCUUAUUCAGAUCGCAAAUCAACGAUAUUGGGUAUUCUGCUGCGCAAACGCCGCCCAUUCCCCAAGCUCUAUCUGUCACAUCUAUUAGCGGUCGGUUUGGGUAUUGGCCUCACAGUACUCUUCACCCAUUAUUUACAGGGCAAAUUAUUUUCACGCUAAAAUCGCUUGUUUGACGUCCGUUGAUUGAGUGAUACGCACCACGGCCACCACAUACCUAAGCAUUGAUGGGUUUAUAUUAUUUACACUUAUAUUUUAUGACGUACAACAUUUCAUCGUUGUGGUGUCAGUGUUUCUGUACAUGUACAUAGAUGUUACAUUUUAAACGCUCUUCGGUUCAACAAUCUUAAUUUCAUUUUUAGUUGUAAUUUUUCAUGAAUAAUUAUUAUGAAUACUAAUAUAAGCUUACUUUAUAUUUAAGUACAUACCUAAAUGCAUUUUUUAAAAAUCAAUCCAAAUUAAUAAUGACAUGUUGAUAAUAACUAACACGCUUGGAGUAGAAUAUUUAGAGGUAUUUGUCGGCGUAUUAUGUAUAAAACAUAUGUUAUAUACAUUUGUUAUAAAAAAAAA